Molecule: messenger RNA, 2863 nt
Organism: Elgaria multicarinata webbii
Lineage: Eukaryota; Metazoa; Chordata; Lepidosauria; Squamata; Anguidae
Gene: KIFC2
Product: kinesin family member C2
Exons: 22
Biological process (GO): microtubule-based movement
Cellular component (GO): microtubule cytoskeleton
Molecular function (GO): microtubule motor activity; ATP binding; microtubule binding
Source: RefSeq, a predicted model, not a curated record
AUGUACGCCUUCUACUCGCUGCUCGUCUACAUCUUCUACACCCUCUUCAAGAAGGAUGCCGCCCAGGAGGAGGAGGAGGAGGAGGAGGAGGAGGAGGGGGCCCAUCUUGGCACGGGCUAGGCGCCGCCGCCUAUCGUGGGGGGGGGGGUUGUAGGCCACAAUGCAUUUGGUGUGGAGCCACCAAGGAGGACCCAGAAGACCUUGAAGCGCAAGGACCUCUGGAAGGAGCUGGCUGAACUGGACAGCAGCUCAGACAGCAACCAAGGCAGCAGCACUGAGGAAGAGGAGGAGCAGGAGGAAGGCCUGGGCUGGGGCAGCUCGGGGGAUGCUCCUACCCCGCUCACGGAGUUCCGGUCCCUCAAGCAAGAGGCCGUGGCGAAGAUGCUCCUCGCAGAGAAAGACUCGCCCAAUGGAAAGCCUCCGGAGUCCCCGCUCCUCUCCGUGAUAUCCCACCUCCUCUCAUUCCUGGAGCAUUACUCCCAGCUGCAGCAGCUGCAGGAGAAGGCGGGCGAGUAUCGGUCCCGCCUACGCAAGGAAGAGAGACGUCGCCACAAACAACUGCGGGGCCUGAAGAGGGCCUACAGGCAGCGGGUGAAGGACAAGCUUAGCUUGAUCGAAAGCCUGGAAGGCAUCAUCUGCGAGCAGCAAGGCCUCCUGGAGAAGAUGCAUGAAGGGGUGAAGCUGCCCUCCACCUGCCUGCUCUACUCUGUGUCCCCGGUGGGCGUGCACCAGCUGGUGGAGUCCAUCACCGCCCUGCAGGGAGAGCGCAGUCGGCUGUCCGAGGAGGUGACGGGCCUCAGGCAGCAGGCGCAUGAGCGGGAGAGCGAGAAGCACCGCCUGGCCGGCAGUUUCCACCAGCAGAUCCAGGCGCUGAAGCAACAGAUCCAAGAGCGAGAGGAGGAGCUCGCGCGGCUUCGCGUCGGCACGGGAGUGACGGACUCAGAGAAGCGGAUCCACAACCUGACGGUGGAAAACGAGGGGCUGAAGCAGAGCCUGAACAUCACCCAAGGCCUCUUGCAGCAGCUGGCCACCGUGUCCGCUCAGCCCCCGGCCCUGCUGGUCAAGGAGAACGAGGACCUGCGCGGCAAAGUGCAGCAGCUGGAGGCCACCCUGCAGCAGAAGGUGGAGGAGCUGAUGGGCCUGGAGGGGCAGAUGGACCGGCUGCAGUGGCGCAAGGAGGAGGAGGUGCAGCACCUGGACGAACGCCUGCGGGGUCUCCAACUCGCCCUGGAGGCCCAGAAGAGCCAGCCUCCGGAAGUGCAGUACAUCACCAAGACGGUGGAAGUGGACGCCCCGCAGACCCUGCAAUCCCUGGAGGAAGCGGAGGCACGGAACCGGGCCCUGACGGAACAGCUCUCCUGGCAGGACGAGCGGUGCCAGCAGCUGACAGAGCAGCUGCACAUCUCUGAGGAGGUGACCGUCGGCCUGAGGCACAAGAUCUCUGCCUACGAGUCCGAGAUCGCUGGGCUGCACCAGGAGCUGCUGUCUGAGAUCAAACAGCUGGAGGCGCGGAAGGAAGAGGCCGUCCGGGAGGCCUCUCAGUGCUCCGAGCAACACCUGCAGCACCUGCGCGAGCAGCUGGCAGGCGUGCAGCAGCGCCUGGGCGCCCUCCAGCCUCUCCUCAGGGGCCUGAAAUCUGACUACGGCAGCCUGCGGGGGCAGGUGCGCAAUUUUGCCGACUGCUACGAAGCUGCACUCAGCGAGGCGAGGCGGCAGAUGCGCUCGGCCAUCAGCGAGGCGUCGCACGCCAACCAUUCGCUGCAGGAGCGUUACCUGCGGGAGAUGCAGCUUCGCAAGAAAUACCACGACCAGCUGUUGGAGUUGAAAGGGAACAUCCGGGUCCUUUGCCGCCUGAAGCCCCUCACCAAGGACGACCAGCAGGAGAAGGAAGGGGGCACCGUGGUGCACGCCGGCCCUGCUGACGACGGCUGCGUGACCGCCUGCUACAAGGGCAAGGAGCGGACCUUCAAGCUGGACAAGGUCUUCCUGCCACAGGCCACCCAGGAGGAGGUCUUCUUGGAGAUUGAGCCCCUGGUCAUGUCCUGCUUGAACGGCUACAACGUUUGCAUCUUUGCCUACGGGCAGACGGGCUCCGGCAAGACCUACACCAUGGAGGGUGUCCCGGAUAACCCCGGGAUCAACCAGCGCGCCUUGGAGGCCCUCUAUCGCGAGAUGGAGGCCAAGGAGGAGGCCUGGAAGUACUCAGUCAGCCUCAGCAUGGUGGAGAUCUACAACGAGGUGAUCAGGGAUCUACUUGCCAAGGAUCCUCAAGAGAAAUUGGAUGUCAAGUUGAACCCGGAUGGGAGCGGCCAACUGCACGUCCCAGGCCUGACCAGCGUGGAGGUGCACAGCCUCCGUGAGAUCAAAAAGAUGCUCUCGAUGGGGAAGCGGAACCGGGUGACCCAUUCCACCCACAUGAACGAGCGCAGCUCCCGCUCACACGCUCUGCUCACGGUCACAAUCACCGGCACCGACCUGGCGGGCAGCACCAAAGUCACAGGGAAGCUGAAUCUGGUGGACCUGGCUGGCUCGGAGCGGGUGUGGAAGUCCGGAGCCCAGGGGGAGCGGCUGAAGGAAGCCCAGAACAUCAACAAGUCCCUGCUGGCCUUGGGGGAGGUGAUCCAGGCGCUGCGGGCCAAGCAGGCCCACGUGCCCUUCCGCAACUCCAAGCUCACCUACCUGCUGCAGGACUCGCUGGGCAAAGGAAGCAAGACCAUCAUGAUGGUGCAGAUUUCCCCGCUGGAGGAGAACAUGGGGGAAUCGGUCUGCUCGCUCAAGUUCGCCCAGCGCGUCUGCAAAGUGGAGCUGGGCCCGGCCGCUCGCCGCAUCGACUCCUCCGCGCAGCACGAGGCUUGAGCCGCCG